This is a messenger RNA of Trichomycterus rosablanca, 2657 nucleotides long. RefSeq names its product zinc finger, RAN-binding domain containing 1a (gene zranb1a). Gene Ontology annotation, biological process: cell migration; cytoskeleton organization; positive regulation of Wnt signaling pathway. Bases 328 to 2238 code for a protein of 636 amino acids. Gene Ontology annotation, molecular function: K63-linked polyubiquitin modification-dependent protein binding; cysteine-type deubiquitinase activity. Lineage: Eukaryota; Metazoa; Chordata; Actinopteri; Siluriformes; Trichomycteridae. Gene Ontology annotation, cellular component: cytoplasm; nucleus. The transcript has 9 exons. The record is from RefSeq and is a predicted model, not a curated record.
AAGAAUAGCGCACAAAAUACGCCUCAUUAUGUGGAAUAGCUGAGAAUUUACAGCGUUUUAACACUACUAAAGUACUACAAAUACUAUUCGGAGCUUGAAUUGUAUUUUGGAGCGAGUAGAUAAGAUGUAAUAUUGAUAAAUGAUCUUAGGAGAAGCGACUCGGUUUGUUUUGGUUGUGUUUACUCAGAGAGGGAGAGAGAAGGGGAACAGGAACAAGCUCGGUGCCAGGCUCCUGGAGGUGAUACGAGCAGUGGUGUGUGUGUGUCUGUGGUGUGUGUGUGUGUGUGUACGUGCAGAUGAGUGCGUGCGUGUUGGUGCAGAACAGCCAUGACCGACCUGCAUAAGAAGUGGGCCUGUGACUACUGUACCUACGAGAACUGGCCUUCAGCCAUCAAGUGCACUAUGUGUAGGGCCCAGCAGCCCAGUCCCACCAUCAUCAGCGAGGAGAUCAGCCAGUUUAAGGGCGGCACCAGACACGGCGACGACUCUGGUACCAGCGGCUUAAUCAUCUGCCCCGAUUCCAGUGCCAGGCCACGGGUCCGCCCGCUCAGACCCUCUGAAGUUAGCAGCAACGCGUCUGGGUGGCAACAGAACGAGGAUCAUAACGAUAAAAACCGCCAGCAUGCAGGACGAUGGAGCUGCUCCGCGUGCACGUACGAGAACUGGGCCGAGACCCGACGCUGUGCCGUGUGUCAGCACCCGUGGCCGAACGAUGCGUCGCCUGCCAUCAACGAACGGGAGCGGGGAGGGUGGAGGGCGAGGACGGGGGUAAGGACCAGGACCUCCUCCUCAGAAAGGGACACGAGCGUUCACAUACAGGACAACGAGGCGGGAGCUCAUGCCAGCAACGAGGACACUAAGAAGCUCAAGCAGAUCAAAAACCGCAUGAGGAGGAACGACUGGCUGUUCCUCAACGCCUGUGUGGGGGUGGUGGAGGGCGACCUGGCUGCAGUGGAGGCGUAUAAAUCAUCGAGCGGAGACAUCGCGAGGCAGCUGUCGUCGGACGAAGUGCGUUUGUUGAACCGGCCCUCUGCCUUCGAUGCCGGCUUUACGCUCGUCCAUCUCGCCAUCCGCUUCCAGAGGCAGGAAAUGCUCGCCGUCCUGCUCACCGAGGUAUCCCAGCAGGCGGUGAAGUGUAUCCCAGCGAUGGUCUGCCCUGAACUGACCGAACAAAUCAGAAGAGAAAUUGGCGUUUCGUUACACCAGCGUAAAGGAGACUUUGCGUGCUGUUUCCUCUCGGAGCUCGUCACUUUCACUCUACCAGCGGAUAUUGAAGAUCUACCUCCUGCCAUUCAAGAGAAGCUGUUUGAUGAACUGCUCGACCGUGAUGUUCAAAAAGAGCUGGAGGAGGAGGACGCCGUGAUUAACUGGUCUCUGGAGCCGGGCUCUCGCUUGGACAGUCGAUUGUACGCCCUGUGGAACCGGACUGCCGGGGACUGCCUGCUCGACUCGGUGCUGCAGGCCACAUGGGGCAUCUACGAUAAAGACUGUGUCCUGCGGAACACCCUGAACGAUAGCUUACACCACUGCUCGCACUGGUUCUACACUCGGUGGAAGGAGUGGGAGUCGUGGUACUCCCAGAGUUUCGGCCUCCACUUCUCCCUCAGAGAGGAACAGUGGCAGGAGGACUGGGCGUUCAUCCUGUCUCUUGCCAGCCAGCCUGGUGCGAGUUUGGAGCAGACCCACAUAUUCGUACUUGCACACAUCCUGCGUCGUCCAAUCAUCGUCUACGGUUCAAAAUAUUACAAGAGUUUCCGGGGUGAGACUUUAGGAUACACCCGCUUUCAAGGUGUGUACCUACCGCUGCUCUGGGAGCAGAGCUUCUGCUGGAAAAGCCCUAUUGCCCUCGGUUACACGAGGGGUCACUUUUCAGCGCUGGUCGCCAUGGAGACGGACGGCUACGACAACCGGGGCGCGGGCGCCAACCUCGGCACGGACGACGACGUCAGCGUGACCUUCCUGCCGCUGAUCGACAGCGAGAGGAAACUUUUGCACGUCCACUUCCUCUCGGCACAAGAGAUGGGGAACGAUGAGCAGCAGGAGAAGCUGCUGCGCGACUGGAUGGACUGCUGCGUGACGGACGGAGGGACGCUGGCCGCCAUGCAGAAGAGCAGCCGCAGGAGGAACCACCCUCUGGUCACGCAGAUGGUGGAAAAAUGGCUGGACGGAUACAGACAGCUCCGCCCGUGCCCCGCCCUCUCCGACGGCGAGGACGAUGAGGAGGACGAGGACGAGUGAGGAGAGGGAGAGAGAAGGCGAUAACUGAGGGAGAGGACUGUUAGUGAAGCACACCCUUAAUAAUAUCUACACCCUCAUUUCCCAUAAUGCAGUGCAAAAACAGCAGCCCUUUUCUAUCCCUGAGCACAGAGUGCCGUGAUUCUGAUAGUGACGCGUGAAGGUCCAGAACCAGCACCAGCAGUGUGACGUGAUCUUUCUACUGGUUUGUAAUGGGCACUUACAGGAAAAGCACAUACAGUAGAUAUAAUAAUAAUAAUCUUUAUUUUUUAGACGACAGGUUCACAAGUAUUGAUUCACCUAUUUUCAGUUUAAUUUCCUCUUCAGUUCAGCACUCUGAGGAGGAUAAACAUGUUGCGUGUGGCUCGUUGUACAACAUCAAUGUACUGAAGGUCAAAAAUAAUAAAAAAGACAGACUUGAA